Messenger RNA from Psammomys obesus (fat sand rat), 1444 nucleotides. RefSeq names its product G protein-coupled receptor 84 (gene Gpr84). NCBI's taxonomy places the organism in Eukaryota, Metazoa, Chordata, Mammalia, Rodentia, Muridae. The record is from RefSeq and is a predicted model, not a curated record. Bases 78 to 1238 code for a protein of 386 amino acids. The transcript is spliced from 2 exons. Gene Ontology annotation, biological process: neuropeptide signaling pathway. Gene Ontology annotation, molecular function: urotensin II receptor activity. Gene Ontology annotation, cellular component: membrane.
CAAAGGCCUGUUCUUUAUGUGAGCUGGACAGUGUUUACUGAAGACAAGUGUGAAAACUGGAAACCUCAGUCUCCAUCAUGCAGAACAGCUCAGGCGCCAGCUUCUCCUGCUACCACGAGUCCGUGUUGGCCUAUCGCUACUUUGCAGUUAUCUGGGGCGUGGUCGUAGCUGUGACGGGCACCGUGGGCAAUGUGCUUACCCUGCUGGCCUUGGCCAUCCGUCCCAAGCUCCGAACCCGGUUCAACCUGCUCAUCGCCAACCUGACCGUGGCUGAUCUGCUCUACUGCACGCUCCUGCAGCCUUUCUCCGUGGACACAUACCUCCAUCUGCAUUGGCGCACAGGCCCGCUCUUCUGCAGGGCCUUCGGUCUCCUCCUCUUCACUUCAAAUUCCGUCUCCAUUCUCACCCUCUGCCUCAUUGCUCUGGGACGCUACCUCCUCAUUGCCCACCCGAAGCUCUUUCCGCAGGUUUUCAGUGCCAAGGGGAUCGUGUUGGCACUGGUGGGCAGCUGGGUUGUGGGGUCAGCCAGCUUUGCCCCCCUCUGGCACGUUUUUGUCUUGGUGCCUGCGGUCUGCACCUGCAGCUUUGACCGCGUGCGAGGCCGGCCUUACACUACAGUCCUCAUGGGCAUCUACUUUGUGCUGGGGCUCAGCAGCGUGGGAGUCUUCUACUGCCUCAUACACCGCCAAGUGAAGCGUGCAGCUCGAGCUCUGGACCAGUACCGGCUGCAACAGGCCAGCAUCUGCUCCCCCCAGGUGGCUGGGACACGGUUGGACAGCGGGCUUGCCUCAAGAGGGCCCAGCGAGGGGACUUCAUCUGACCCAGUCAGUGCUGCAACCACGCAGACCCUGGAAGGUGACUCAGAAGCUGGGGAACAGGGCACCGGAAAGGCAGCUCAGCAGACGGCGGAGAGAGGCCUUCCGGAAGCCCGUCGCAGGCCCGGGGAAGCUGCAGGAGCGCGCAGAGCCCCGGAAGCCUCGUCGGAUUUCGGGAAGGUAACACUCAUGUGCUUCGCCGUGUUCCUCUGCUUCGCCCUCAGCUACAUCCCCUUUCUGCUGCUCAACAUCCUGGACGCCAGCGGCCGUGCCCCGCGGGUGGUGCACAUGGUGGCUGCCAACCUCACCUGGCUCAACAGCUGCAUCAACCCUGUGCUCUACGCAGCCAUGAACCGACAGUUCCGCCACGCUUAUGGCUCCAUCUUGAAACGCGGACCACAGAGUUUCCGUCGGUUCCAUUAGAGCUGGCUGUCUAUCCACCAGGCCAGGCCACACAUUCGGAACCAGCGCAGCCCGCAGAGGGCGGGACAGGAGCCCUUCACUCCUUGGACAUCUCACAGACAGUGGUGUGAAGUACACCACUUCUCCAUCCGGGGAUCAGUGUGUCAGCCCUGCAUGACCCAAGGAGUGUGGCUAAUUGUUAAUAAAUGCAUUGCACUCUCCCCACU